AUGACUGAAAGUUUGGAUUCGAAUCAAAUUGCGUCUUCAGAACUUGGAACGAAGAAUUUGUGAGUUUCAGGGUUUUAAAUGGGCUGAAAAAUAUCGAAAAUUUGAAUUUUUGAGCUAUGACGUGGCUUUUUUUGGCGGGAAAUUUGAAUUUUGAAAAUUUUCAAGAAAAAAAAGAUUUUUCGCGCCCUCAAAAAGCUACAGUAGUUUUUGUUUGACACGUGGAUUUUUUGAAUUUUGAAAAUUCAUUUUUUCCCGCCAAAAAUCUACAGUACUUUCUUAUGAUUUUUUGGCGGGAAAUUCGAAUUUUAAUAAUUUGCAUUUUUCCCGCCAAAAGCUACAGUACCUUCUUAUGAAUUUUUGGUGGGAAAUUUGAAUUUUGACACGUGGAUUUUUUGGCGGGAAAUUUGAAUUUUGAAAAUUUGCAUUUUCCCGCCAAAAAUCUACAGUACCUUUUUAUGAAUUUUUGGCGGGAAAUUUGAAUUUUGAAAAUUUUGACACGUGGAUUUUUUUUGGCGGGAAAUUUGAAUUUUGAAAAUUUUUAAAGAACAGAUUUUUCGCGGCCCCCAAAAAGCUACAGUAGUUUUUUGUUUGAAACGUGGAUUUUGUUGGGCGGGAAAUUUGAAUUUUGCAAAUUUAUUUUUUCCCGCCAAAACUUACAGUUUUUUCUUAUGAGUUUUUGGCCCGAAAUUUGAAUUUUGAAAAUUUGCAUUCUCCCGCCAAAAAUCUACAGUAAUUUCUUAUGAAUUUUUGGCGGGAAAUUUGAAUUUUGACACGUGGAUUUUUUUUUUUUUUGAAAAUUUGCAUUUUUCCCGCCAAAAGCUACAGUAGUUUUAUGUCUGACACGUGGAUUUUUUUGAAUUUUGAAAUUUUUAUCUUCCCGCCAAAACUUACAGUACUUCCUUAUGAAUUUUCGGCGCGAAAUUUGAAUUAUGAAAAUUGCAUUUUCCCGCCAAAUAUCUACAGUACUUUCUUAUGAAUUUUUGGCGCGAAAAUUCAAAUUGGUAAAUCUAUUUUUCAACAAAAUGUAUUUUCGAACUUUGCCACGUCAUAACUUCUACAACUUCUAGAGGGAAAGCUACAGUAGUUUUAUAAAUACGGAAAAAAAAUGAGAUUGUGUUCAGAAUAUCGACUCAGGCGCCAACAAGCGCAACCAAAAAUGAAUCACUCGAACCAAUGGAAAAAGUCCGACUAAUUUUUGAGCCCAUGGAAUCGUUGAUUCCUUUUGAGCCUAUCGAACUUCUCGAUCCAUUAGAACCUCGAGAAAAACUUGAACCAAUGGAAAAUGUGAAUUUGAGAUGUGUUGAACAAUUAGAACCACUUGAACCCAAAGAAUUAUUGAAUCCAUUGUCUGGAAAUUCGAUUUGAAUCGAAUUUUGUGCAUUUGAGCCAAGUUUUGGCACUUUUUUUGAGCAAAAAUGGUUUUCUAAUGUAUAUUUAAUUGUUUCGAACUUCUGUGAAGUUGAAAUUUGUUGAAUAAAACAUUUUUGCAUGAUUUGGAAGAUUUUUAGUUAGUUAGGGAAAAUUUCAGAUUCAAAUUUCCCGCCAAAAAUAAUCCACGUUUCAAACAAAAAACUACUGUAGAUUUUUUGGCGGGAAAAAUAAAAUGUUGAAAAUACAAAUUUCCCGCCUGAAAAAUCCACGUUUCAAACAAAAAAGUACUGUACAUUCUGGCGGGAAAACGUAAAUUUUCAAAAUUCAAAUUUCGCGCCAGAAAAUCCACGUGUCAAACAGAAAACUACUGUAGUUUUUUGGCGGGAAAUUAGGUUUUUCAAACUUUUUUGAAAUUUUGUUUUGGCGCGAAAAAUCAGUUUUCAAAAUUUUUAAAAAAUUUAUUUUCGCGCGAAAAAUUAGAAAAUAAGUACUGUAGAUUUUUGGCGGGAAAAACAAAAAAAAUUCAAAUGUUUUUUCAGCUGGGAUUCUCGCUACGAAUUGGAAUUCUCGAAUUUCCGCGAAUUCGGCGACGAAGGUGAAAUCUGGUUCGGAACAUCGGCCGAAAAUCGAAUUCUCAAAUAUUUUUCGGACUCAAAAAUCCCAAAAUCCUCGAAAAUUUUGGAUUUAGGAUGUGGAAAUGGAAGUGUUUUGCGAAAAUUGCGUGCGAAAAAAUUCACAAAUUUGAAAGGAGUCGAUUAUUGUGAAGCUGCUGUGAAAUUGAGUAUUGGAUUGUCUGAAGAAGAGGAAAAAGAAGCUGAAGAGUUAGCGAAAAUCAUAUAUGAACAAUUGGAUAUUACUAAACCUGAGCAAUCAUUUUUUGAAGACGAAUUGUAUGAUAUUAUUUUGGAUAAAGGAACUUGGGAUGCGAUGAGCUUAUCUGAUGAAAGAGGUCAGGUUUUUCUCCAGGAGGAUUUUUUUCGCAAAAAAAAUCUCAGGGGAAUUUUUGAAAACUGGAUUAAAAACCACAUUUUCUAGCGGUUUUUUACGCAAAAUUGAAAUUUUGAGCAAAAAUCAAUCAAAUUUCCAAGUUAUAGAACUAAAAAUCAUAUUUUUGACCCUGAGAAGUUUAAUAUGAGCAAUUCUAGAUUUUUCCAUUAAAAAUUUGUUAAAUUAAAAUAAAAAUAAAACUUUGAGUUCUGAAUGUUUGCUCCAGAAAUUAUAACAUGAGCAAUGCCAAAUUUUUGAUUGGAAAAUUCUGAAAUUAUCGAUUUUUGGAUCGAAAUUCGAGAAUUAACAUGAGCAAUGCCACAUUUUGAGCAAUGCCACAGAAGUUUAAUAUGAGCAAUUUUAUUUUAUUUUUUUGAAAUUAUACUAGUUUUUCAGCUAAAAUUAUCAUUUUAAGCUCAAAAUUUGGCUCAAAAAUUCGAAUUUUAAAAAAAACCCAAAAAAAUUACGUUUCAAAAUUUUGAUAUAAUUUUUUUCAUCAAAUAUUUUUUCAAUGAAUUCUUCGCAUACUAUUCAAAAUUGGAAAAUUCUGAAAUUAUCGAAUUUGGAUCAAAAUUAAUGAAAAUUUUGAAAAUUAACAUGAGCAAUGCCACAUUUUUGACGGAAAAAGUUUAAUAUGAGCAAUGCCUAAUUUUUUUUUUGAAUUUAUACUGGUUUUUCAGCUGAAAUUAUCAUUUUCAGCUCAAGUUUUGCCACCCGAAUUUAUCGAUUUUUUCAGAUUCCAGAUUAUCUUCAUAUCUGAAAUUCCUCAACCGCGCAAUGAAACCCAAUUCAAAAUUUGUGAUUUUCUCGUGUAAUUUUACAAUGUAAGUUGAACCUUUAACUUUUUAAUUAAAAAAAAAUCGAAAUUUCACCGGAAAAGCUGAAAAUUCACUAUUUCGAUCGAUUUUCCAACAAAAUUCUGUCAUUUUCAGUUAGAAACUAAGUUAGCGGCUCAAAAUUCAUCAGGAAAAAAAAAUGAAAAUUUGAAUUUUUCAUAAAAACGGGGAUAGUUCAAUAGAGCGCAUUUGCCAUUUUUGGCUCAAAAACCAUCAUUUUUGAUGAUUUUUAGCUUGAAAAAUCACAUUUUCAGCCUAAUUUCAGCGGAAAAACAGAAAAUUAACGAUUUUCCAUCAAAGUUUUGUAAUUUUCAGUUAGAAACUGAAAAUUUUUGACAUUUUUCCACACAAAAAUGAAAAAAAUAUUUUUGAAUAAUUUUUUUUUUGACUUGAAUCACCAGAUCUGAAAUGGAAAUGGAAAUUUGCGAUUUUUCAAGCUAAAAAUCAUCAAAAAUGAUGGAUUUUAAGCCGAAAAUGGCAAAUGCGCUCUAUUGAACUAUCCCCGUUUUUAUGAAAAAUUCAAAUUUUCAUUUUUUUCCUGAUUAAUUUUGAGCCUCAAAUUCAGUUUCUAACUGAAAAUUAUAGAAUUUUGUUGGAAAAUCGAUAAUUUUCAGCUUUUCCGAUGAAAUUAGGCUGAAAAUGUGAUAUUUCAAUGAGAAACUGAAGUUGCGGCUCAAAAUUCAUCAGGAGAAAAAAAAAUGAAAAUUUGAAUUUUUCAUAAAAACGGGGAUAGUUCAAUAGAGCGCAUUUGCCAUUUUCGGCUCAAAAUCCAUCAUUUUUGAUGAUUUUUAGCUUGAAAAAUCGCGAAUUUUCAUUUUUUUUCUGAAAAUAACGUGUUUUUUGAGAAAAAAGUUAGCGUAACUCAUGAAAAAAAUUUUUUUUUUCAAGCUUUUCAAUAUUCCAGAGACGAAUUGAAGCGGCAAUUUGCAUGCGCCGAUCAACUAAUUGAAUUUGUCGCCGAAGUCCCCGCCGCCCACACAUUUUCAUUUGGCGGAAAACAGGGUGUCACAUCAACGGGUGCCGUUUUCCAGAAAAAAAUGUCAUAA
This is a messenger RNA of Caenorhabditis angaria, 4240 nucleotides long. The record is from the annotation of a GenBank genome assembly. Lineage: Eukaryota; Metazoa; Nematoda; Chromadorea; Rhabditida; Rhabditidae.